Molecule: messenger RNA, 2214 nt
Organism: Monascus purpureus
Lineage: Eukaryota; Fungi; Ascomycota; Eurotiomycetes; Eurotiales; Aspergillaceae
Source: the annotation of a GenBank genome assembly
AUGGGAGGAGUCGGCAUUUGGUGCAUGCAUUUCAUUGGCAAUCGGGCGAUUGUCCUUGGAGACGGCAACUCUUCGAUUCAGAUUGCGUACAAUGUGACCUUCACGGGUGUGUCAUUCGUGCUACCUGUGUGCGUCGUCCUUACAGCGUUUUAUGCCAUCGGUUUCGAAGAGAAAGCGGGCUAUAUUCGUAUUAUAUUCGGUGGCUUUUUGACCGGUGCCUCGGUUUGUGGUAUGCAUUAUGUUGGCCAGCUGGGUAUUGCCAACUACCACUGCACCUACAAGGCCGGGUACGUCGUGGGAGCCGCCAUCAUCGCGGCCUUUUCGAGUACCGCUGCACUGAGCAUUUUCUUCCGGUGGCGAGCCACUUGGACCAACAGUUGGUGGAGACGUGGUAUCUGCUCUGGCUUGCUUGCUAUGGCGGUUUCUGGGAUGCACUGGACGGCUACAGUUGGUACUGCCUACCUGAAGCCUACUAAUCACAUCAAGCACAACAGCCAGCUAUCUCGGGGCCAGAUCGUCACUAUUUGUGCCGUACUGUCAUGUACAUCCUGCGCAGUCCUGACUGCAUGCGCUAUUAUCGCAGGAGAUAAUCGUAGACGCUCAAGCACAAGGGCUCGCCAAUUGGUUCUCGGCUGUGCCUUCUUCGAUCCAAAGGGACGAAUCAUGGUGACCCCCCAAGCGCUCCUCCCAAGCUUGAAGAUUGCAGACCACUACGUUGGACGAACUUUCAAAGAUGACGACCUCACACGCACGCAUCCUGCUUUUCUCUGGGCCUUUCGAGCGAGUAGGCACUGGAACCUGAUCAAGGACUUGGUGCCCUCCAUGAAAAAUCGACUGCAGUCGGAUGAGGACUUGGCACACCGAUAUAUCAGUUCAAAGGGUUGUGUGACGGAUGAAGAGACGGAGUUGGAAACGGACUUUGACACAUUGUUCAAGCAGCUUUUCUGCGUGACUGCACAGGAGCUCUCUGAUCAACUCCACGUACCGCUGCCAGAUCUGGGAAUCCUAUACGAUGACGUUCUGGUCAGUAGUUCCACGACAUCAUUCCUUUCCCGGGCUAUAGGCAAGCGUCCUUCGGUCACCCGGAAAGGUCAGAUGCUGUUUACCAUUCGGCAGUUGGACAAGCAGGAAUCAUCUCGCCUAGAGGCAUCGGGAUACCGUUUCGCCCCGGUUGAGCACAUCGUGCCUGCGCUCUCACGCGGUAUUCAUGUUUCCUCAGCCUCACUAGACUCCCACAUACGAGAUAUGCGAGAUUAUGCUACUACCGAACGAAGCUUCGAACCCGGUGUCCACCUCAUUUCCUUCGUGAUGCGUCCGACCGUGAAUGAUAAUUUCGAGAUUCUAACAGCCAGGGGAACCCGUAAUCCGCUACCAUCCGCGUCCCUGCCGAUGAAAUCUCUCAAAGCUCAACACAUGCGAGUAAUCUUGCGCAUGACUGGGUGGACCAUGCCAACCUGCGUCAAUUGGUUAGAAUCCAGGUGUGCGGCAGAGGCCUAUGGGGAGACAGACAACUUCCGUGGGCUUAUGGGAGAAGCGAUUGAAGCUCUAUCUGCCUCAUUACCACCUGAUAUUAAUUCGGUCUUGCGCUUUUCGGGGCGUGUUCUCUUCGCUCCUUCACGUAGCUCAAAUGGGCGCCCCUGUACCCUCUUGGCGUUCUGCGCAGUCAGCAACCUCGACACUCGGGUCUCGAAUUCCAACUACACAUUUACCCCUUUUAGCGUAUUCAGGGCAGAGCAGCAAAUGCACGAUCAGUCUAUAGGCAGAGACCUGUUCGCCAGGGACCUCGCCAAAGAGAUCAUCCACACCAACGCGGCUCCGUCCACCACAUCUACGGAUUCCUCACCCUCCCUCACUAUCCGUGCACUUUCCCGCUUCCUGCCCUCAAAGCGAUUACGAAACCUAACUGGUACCAAUCGCGCUGGCUCCUCAGCAUCCAGCGUCUCGGAAGAGUCUCUUGUCACGCCCUCCCGCUUCCCCCUCGGUGAUAUCACGGUCUUCAAAGAGGUGCGAGUGGACGUCGCGCACAUGGACGAAGCCAUGGUCCAUUCUUCCCAGAAACAAGGAUCGCAAACAGUUGUUGCAGCUGGCGAUAUCGUAUCGUCCGGUACCUAUGUGGAUGAAUUGUAUAGUCUAUGCUGCUCACCGGGGGCCAGGUUUCUUCCCGAUUCGAUCUUUCAAGGAACGAACACUCCAGCUCGACCACCUUCCAAAUGA